UGAUAAAAAGGCUGCGCAGCGCGGGGACCGCUUUCUCGGUGCCCUGCCGGCAGCACUCCUCGACGGAGGGCAGCCUUAAGGGUGACAGGAGGGCUCCGGAGCCACUGCUGUGUGCAGUAGUUAAUCCUACUUGGCGAUCCUCAGGGUAGGAAGGGGACCGAGCCACAGCCUGGGUAUGGCCACCGCAGCGUGCGAGCCUGUGGCUAGACCCAGCCUGACCUCCAUUUCUUCCGGGGAGCUCCGCAGCCUGUGGACUUGCGACUGCGAACUGGCCUUGCUGCCCCUGUCGCAGUUGCUCCGCCUACAGCCUGGUACCUUCCAGCUGCGUGGCGAGCAGCUCGUGGUGCCCGGGCCUGGGGAGCCCACGGACGCGCGAGGGGGCUUCAAUGUCUUCGGGGACGGCCUAGUGAGCUUCGACGGGCAGGUCUACCGCCUCAGCAGCUACAUCAAGAGAUAUGUGGAACUGACCACCUACUCUGAUUAUAAAGACUACAGGGAAACGAUAUUGAGCAAGCCCAUGCUGUUCUUUACUAACGUGCAGACCAAGAAGGACACAUCCAAAGAAAGGACCUAUGCAUUUCUUGUGAACACAAGGCACCCCAAGAUAAGGAGGCAGAUAGAGCAAGGGAUGGACAUGGCCAUUUCCUCAGUGAUCGGAGAAAGCUACCGACUUCAGUUUGAUUUCCAGGAAGUCGUGCAGAAUUUUUUUCCUCCAGGUACUGAAGUGCUGAAUGGGCAGAACUUGAACUUUGCCUACGAAUUCAAGGCGGACGCCCUGUUCGAUUUCCUUUACUGGUUUGGGCUCAGCAAUUCCACCGUAAAAGUGCGCGGGAAGGUUCUGAACUUGACGAGCAUGAACCCCGAAAAGAAAGAAACAAUUAAGUUAUUUCUGGAAAAAAUGAGCGAACCUCUAAUCCGAAGGAGUAGUUUCUCUGACCGGAAGUUCAGUGUCACGUCUAGAGGUUCAAUCGAUGACGUUUUUAACUGCAACCUGUCACCCAGAUCAUCGGUUACAGAGCCACUUUUGGCAGGAUUAUCCUUUCCAAGUGUUCUGGAAUCUGAAGAGAAAUCCAGCGAGUUCAUCUGAUUGGUCUGAAGAUUCUAGCUGCCGCCCUUUGACAGGGGCCCUGAGGCAGACAGUGGGAUAUAGGGGUAAGAGGAGAGAGGAAGUGGGCACUUCCAUCCCUUUGCCAGCCCCUGGUCCUAUAAAGGCCCUUUCCCCAUUUCCCUGGGCAUGGUGCUCUGGCUGGCCAAGUGCACAUGCCUUCCAUCAGGAUUAUGAUUAUGGGAUGGAAGGGUUCUAUCCCUAUGGCACACAGUGCCAUUGACGUUGAACAUCUGAAGACUCUGAGGGAUUCUCAGGGGACUGCAGCCCUGAACUCUCUGGGAGGCACCUUACUGGGACCUUAACCCUGGUGCUUCAGUGGAUCACGGAUGCCCUCUGCUUGGAACUCACUUUUAGGCUCAGUGCCCAGCAGGCCUGGGUUAAGUCAUCUCUUGCAAGUGUGUUAGGCAAGGCUGGUACCAUAUUUCACUUGGAGACAAAUAUCGUUUUUAUUCCACCCAUGGGAAACCUCGAGGACAUUCAAGAUCCUGGCUGCUGGUGGAUCUGCAGGGUGCCAGGAUGAACCCUGACAGUAUGUAAAGCCAGGUGGCACAGCAAUCCAUCCGUGACAAGACCGUGUCCCCCUCCCUGCAGGCACACCAUGCGAGUUGGCGUUUGAAAUACGCUUUUAGCAGUCUUAACGCAAAAAGGAAAGUAAGCCAUUACCAAAGUGGAUGGAACCCCAGUGCACAUCCCGCCUUACAGCUAAAACGGGAUUCACUGAGAGGAAAGAUAUUAUCCAGUCUAUGUGUAAAUGCUUAUGUGAAUGGCCAGGCGAGGGACACACCUGCAAUCCCAGCACUUGGGAGCUGGAGGCAGGAGAAUCAGGAGUUCGAGAUCAUCCUCACUGCACAGGCAGCUCCAGGCCUAUCUGGGCUAUGGAAACAACAAAAGCUUUGCAAAUAGUCGCAGAAAGCCAGAUGUGUGGACCCUGAGUAUCGUUUUUCUCUACCCGUUAAUAACAUUCCCGUGCUCCAUAUUUUGAUAACACUACUUGCUGAUGGCCUGACGUUUGUAUCUGAAAUGCUAUCUAGUGCAUACGCACAAUUAAAACUUUCCUUGGCGCUCAA
This is a messenger RNA of Alexandromys fortis (reed vole), 2175 nucleotides long. It is a transcript of the gene Medag, whose product is annotated as mesenteric estrogen dependent adipogenesis. Gene Ontology annotation, cellular component: cytoplasm. The coding region runs from base 176 to 1087 and encodes 303 amino acids. NCBI's taxonomy places the organism in Eukaryota, Metazoa, Chordata, Mammalia, Rodentia, Cricetidae. The record is from RefSeq and is a predicted model, not a curated record. The transcript is spliced from 5 exons.